CGGGGCCGUUCCCGGCGGCGGGGCCGUUCCCGGCGGCGGGGCCGUUCCCAGCCGCGCUGCCUCCCCCGUCCGCCCGCGCCGGGCGCGGGGCAUGGCCAGACUCACCGAGGGCGAGGCGAGGAGGCAGCCGCCGCCGCUCCCGCCAGCGCCGCAACCGCCGCGCCCGCCGCGCCGAGCCUCCCCCAUGAGCAGCAGCGGCGGCGCGGAGCCCCCCGCGCAGCCCGACAGCAUGAAGGAUCUGGAUGCCAUCAAGCUCUUCGUGGGGCAGAUCCCGCGCAACCUGGAGGAGAAGGACCUCAAGCCGCUCUUCGAGCAGUUCGGCAAGAUCUACGAGCUCACCGUGCUCAAGGACCGCUACACCGGCAUGCACAAGGGUUGUGCGUUCCUCACAUACUGUGCCAGAGAUUCUGCCAUCAAAGCCCAGACAGCACUGCACGAACAGAAGACUUUGCCAGGGAUGGCGCGCCCGAUUCAAGUGAAACCUGCAGACAGCGAGAGCCGUGGAGGUAGGGACAGGAAGCUCUUUGUGGGCAUGUUAAAUAAGCAACAGUCUGAGGAUGAUGUGCUCCGUCUCUUUGAACCAUUUGGGGUCAUUGAUGAAUGUACGGUGCUCCGUGGACCUGAUGGUAACAGCAAAGGCUGUGCUUUUGUAAAGUUCUCAUCUCACACAGAGGCUCAGGCAGCAAUCCACGCACUCCAUGGCAGCCAGACAAUGCCCGGCGCCUCCUCCAGUCUAGUGGUGAAGUUUGCUGACACAGAUAAGGAGAGGACCCUCCGUCGUAUGCAACAAAUGGUGGGGCAGCUGGGGAUAUUCACUCCAUCUCUCACCUUGCCGUUCAGCCCAUACAGCGCCUAUGCGCAGGCUCUGAUGCAGCAGCAGACGACAGUUCUCUCCACCUCCCACGGCAGCUACCUGAGCCCAGGUGUCACCUUUUCUCCUUGCCACAUCCAACAGAUGGGUGCCGUCAGUCUCAACGGGCUGCCAGCCACUCCUAUUGCACCAACAUCAGGGCUACAUUCACCACCCCUCCUGGGAACAGCAGCCAUGCCGGGACUAGUGGCACCCAUUUCCAAUGGAUUCACUGGAGUAGUACCGUUCCCAAAUGGGCAUCCAACCUUGGAAACAGUUUACACCAAUGGCCUUGUGCCAUACUCAGCCCAGAGCCCUUCAGUAGCAGAGACUUUGCACCCAGCCUUCACAGGAGUUCAGCAGUAUGCAGCUGUGUAUCCAACCACUACCAUCACCCCCGUUGCUCAGAGCAUCCCUCAGCCACCUCCCAUCCUGCAGCAGCAGCAACGAGAAGUGGCUCGCAGGACCAAACUUUUCCAUUCAGAGACUGACUCCUUGCAAGAAGGAUUGGAAGUUAAGUGUUUACCUUUGCAACAGUGUCUUCUCAGCAAGCACUGCAGAUAGGCCUGAACAUUUUGAGAGGAUGCUUGGAUGGACAGAAAGCAAGAGAGAGAGAGCACAUCUCUCUGCUCAACAUUAGCAAGAAGCAAGGAGAAAGAGAACUACAUACCUCCAGGAUUAGGGCACAGCCAGCUCCUCUGCUCAAGUCACUCAUCCACCGACCUUAGCACCAGCCUUGUUAAGGAUCUCAAGAGCUCUGAGUCUUACCUUUCCAAGGGCUUCUUCAGACAAAGCUCCUGGAAUUUGGUGCCAAAGCCUAUCCUGAGCACUCCUCGAUUAGGCUGCAAGCACAGGAAAUCAGUCCCUUUACGUACAGGAACUGUAUUGCCUCCCCACACGUGGCACAGAUCUAUAUUUCAUAGCUCUCCAUGGUAACAGAGCAUUUUCUCGAUCAAGGCAAGAGAAGAUGAAAGAAUAUGAGCAGAUGCAAUCUCCAAAACACAGUGACAGAAGCCUCCCAGGGGCUACACACUGCCUCCCCAUGUCGGAAGUAACCAAAUGCUGGUUAGUAGGCACUUCCAAUUCCCAGACAAAAUGGGACAUCUUCUCCAUCAGAAUUUAGAGACAACUCUCCUCUCACGCCCUCUUCAAAGCUCUUCCAAGCAGACACAAGGAUAGUAUGAUGGAAGAGGGUUGCCAUUCUGUUUUUUUCCCUACCACCCCCUCCAAAGGACAGAUGAUACAUUAUGCAGUAUAUAUAAAUACAGCUAUAUACACAUGCACUUAAGCACAGAACAGUUCAGAGCUUGAUUUAACAAAGAUCCCCUGGGGUGGGGGUGUCAUACAGACAAGGCAUAUCCCUUUAACAACUUGAAACAGUCUCUUUAAAUUUCUACCAAAAUAAAGGAAAGAAAAACAAAAUGAACCAACCCCAUAAACCUUCUGAAUUAUUAGUUUCAAUAUUCUGGAGUUUGAUAAGGUACCGAGAACAUUCCCCUUUGUGUGUGUGCGUGUGUGUGCGUGUGAACGUUCAAACAUGAACAGAGGGUUGGUGGAGAAAGGUUGAUGCAGUUGAUCUGAAGCAAGAUAUGGGACUUCAGAGAACCUCAGUCAAUUCUCAUCCUCCUCCAUUUCCCUUUGCUCAGAUGUUUGUGGCACAGUUCUUUAGUACCUUCACAUCUCCUCAACCAUCCCUCUGUAUCUGAUGCCGAGUUUGAGAUGGAUGAAGCUGUGUGAGUCAGUGUGUUUCUAUAGUCCAUGUUUACUUAUUGUAAAUACCAUUUUUAUACUUAACAUCUAUUAUGUACGUGAUUUGUAUAAUGUACUUUAUUUCUGCUACAAGUAAUUUCAUGAAGUUUAAACUUAAUCUAAUUUUGAACAAAACAGAAAAACAAACAAAAAAAAAGCAAAAUGGGAAAAAAAGGACUUUGGAAAGUCUAAGUCAAGCUGGUUUAAAACAAGCAUUUACAGUUUCUUCCAUCACAGUUACUGAUGUGACGUACAAUGUUACAGGUGCGAUACAAGCUUCGUCAAUGUCAAAUUCCUCACUCUGGUAAAAAAAAAAAAAUCUUAAAUUUAUUUAAUAAAAGUUUUACUUGCUAAGUAA
This is a messenger RNA of Tyto alba (common barn owl), 2957 nucleotides long. It is a transcript of the gene CELF5, whose product is annotated as CUGBP Elav-like family member 5. The transcript has 11 exons. Gene Ontology annotation, biological process: regulation of alternative mRNA splicing, via spliceosome; mRNA splice site recognition. The coding region runs from base 92 to 1414 and encodes 440 amino acids. Gene Ontology annotation, molecular function: mRNA binding. The record is from RefSeq and is a predicted model, not a curated record. NCBI's taxonomy places the organism in Eukaryota, Metazoa, Chordata, Aves, Strigiformes, Tytonidae. Gene Ontology annotation, cellular component: ribonucleoprotein complex; cytoplasm; nucleus.